AUGGCCUCUCAAACGACGACCAAGACAGGCACUCGAGAAGUCCCGACUCUCAAGCUCAGAGGGCACGAUACCAAGCAGGAGACACCCAACUGGCUUGUGGAACUCCACACAAAAGGAUGGACAGUUGUACCACAAACAAUACCUCGUGAAAGAGCUUUAAUAUAUGCUGAAAAGGCCUAUCGGUGGCUUGAGAGCUGGAAACUUGGAUUCGACCGGAAGAAUCCCAAUACUAGGAACGCCACCAAUCUUCCUUUUCACACGCGUGGUGGGCUAUAUAACAGCUACGGUAUUGGCCAUGAGCAAUUCGUCUGGGACUUAAAAUCGGAACCUGGGCUUAUAGAAAAAUUUGAGAAGAUUUGGGGAACUAGGGAAUUGCUCGUUUCCUAUGAUGGCAUGAACCUCUCCAUCCCCGAAAAAGAGCGCGAAAAGACAGAUCCCAUUUUUGCUCCUUGGGCACAUGUAGACCAGUCGCCUCUCAACGGCGAAUUCAAUUGUGUCCAGGGUAUACUAAACCUCCUUCCUAACGGGCCUCAAGAUGGAGGACUCACAGUGUUUGAGGGAUCUAGUGCUCUAUAUACUGAACUAUGGAAGCACUUUGAUCACAAGAAAGGAGAAACUGAUUGGAAUCCCCAGGCUUUUCAAUUUAUUGAUGAUGAAAUGUCUCAGUGGUUGGAGUCCAAGGGAUGUAAAUGGGUCAAAGUGUGUGCCCAGCCUGGUGAUUUAUUGUUGUGGGAUUCGAGAUGUAUUCAUUAUGGUGCGGUUCCUUCAUCUACGAACGAUCGUUUCGCCGCCUACAUCUGCUACAAACCCGCAUCUAAUGUAAGCGCAGAAGACAAAAAGCGGCGUCUCGAAGCCUUCAAAAAUGGGCAAAGCACUACCCAUGAUCCUGCCAGCUUUAGGGUCAUAGAGCGUCUUCCACCAGCAGAACAUCCAUCGUACGAGGCUGCUGCGGAGAGGUCAUAUUCAAAGCCCACACUAUCUAAGCGAGGCAAGGAAAUAGCUGGUCUUGACUCAUAUGAAGUGUGA
Molecule: messenger RNA, 1026 nt
Organism: Talaromyces marneffei
Lineage: Eukaryota; Fungi; Ascomycota; Eurotiomycetes; Eurotiales; Trichocomaceae
Exons: 6
Coding region: 1-1026 (341 amino acids)
Source: RefSeq, a predicted model, not a curated record